AUGUUUGUUGAAUAUGAUCCCACAAUACUGCUUUCCAAUAUCCUUAAUAGCAAACCAAUCCAGCUUUUAAAAAUAUUUUUUCAAUUACUAUGGAAAAUAUAUAAAGAGGCAUUACAUAAAAAAAGAAAUGUGUUCACGUUAUCAAUUAAUUUUAUUAUCAACUUUUCGCCAGUCUUUAUUUGGCUAUGUAUUUUUAAAAAUGCAAAAUAUAUACCUAAUAAGAUAAGACCCGCAAUACAUGGUAAAGUUGCAUUUUAUAGUGAUUUAUUUUUAUUUGGCGACUACUGGCAAGAAUUCGAAACACAGCUCAACACCAGCUAUUUUACCAUACUGAGCUACUAUUCUUCCACAGUGUUUUUUGUUGUUGUCUUAACAUUAUUCCCCAUUAUAAUAUGGUGGUAUAUGUACUACUAUCGCAUGCGUUAUAUUAAUCAAAAAAAUGUCUCAACUGCUUCACCACUACAUCACAUUCUAAACUGGCACACCCCUUUUGAUAAAAAAACACCAAAAUCUACACUAUUACCCUUCCUCAUUUUGCCAAUUUCGUUCGUCCUUUUGAAUAUAGAUCAUUACUUUGCAGAUCAAAGGCAAAAUUUCACAGUAUUCAAAGAUUAUUUGGGCUGGGUGUUUUAUGUCGUCAUACAUUUGGUAGCCCCUAUCUUAACUGCUGUUUAUUUGUAUAUUUUCCAAGCGCCAGGCACUGUUAAAUGUUUUUCCAUUGCUUUGGGUCUGCAAAAUUGUUGCAGUGUUUUGACCCAUUUGUUGAUCCCCAUGGCACCACCAUGGUUCACACAUCUUUAUGGCAUUAAUGAUGUGACCCAUUUAAAUUACGAAACUAAGGGAUAUGCUGCAGGAUUAGUUAGAGUUGAUUCACAUUUAGGAACACAUCUUACCAGUAACGGUUUCCAUAAAUCGCCCAUUGUAUUUGGUGCUGUUCCCUCUGUUCAUGGUGCUAUGGCUUUCCAAUGCUUUUUGUUCGUUAUGACACAGUCCAGACAGGGCUGGGGUGUCACUGCCUGGAAUCCACUUAGAAAUAUCAGUAGCAGUAGGCUGUUGCUGCUGAAUAGUAAAAAGGAUGAUGAUUGCGAGAUCAACACUUUUGAAUUGAACAAUAGCGAUGGCAGUGACAGCAUUGAUCUGUACAAUACCGAGGAAGAUGAGUAUGAACGGAGCGUUUAUUCGGAACAGUCAUUAUCUUCUGCAUUAGAAAAUGACGGUGUUAGUAAUGCAUCUUGUGAUCUAAUUUCAAAAUAUGAUAUGACACCGUUGCCGGAUCUAACGAACUCUAAUAAAUUUACCAAGUUCAUAUAUUGGUUGAUUAAAAAUAGUGUCAUUAGCAGAUUUUUGGUCAGUGUAUUUUUAGUAUUGCAGUGGUGGGCCACCAUGUAUGUGGACCAUCAUUAUAGAUUUGAUUUAUUUAUUGGAGAAUUAUACGCUUUGGUAAGCUUCUACCUGGUUAAUAGAUUUAUUUUACAAAAAAAAGUUAUCCCAAAUUUCUUGAGGAAAAGGGAGAAUAAAGGAGUUUAUGAUGAGGAUGAAGAUGAUGGUGAGGAUAAAACUAUGGGAAUGAGAGUUUUUGGUGAUACUAAAAUCGGUUGGGUGUUUGAUCCUUUAUACGGUUAA
Messenger RNA from Saccharomycodes ludwigii, 1623 nucleotides. RefSeq names its product inositolphosphotransferase (gene IPT1). Bases 1 to 1623 code for a protein of 540 amino acids. Gene Ontology annotation, biological process: inositol phosphoceramide metabolic process; sphingolipid biosynthetic process. Gene Ontology annotation, molecular function: inositol phosphoceramide synthase activity. The record is from RefSeq and is a predicted model, not a curated record. The transcript has a single exon. Gene Ontology annotation, cellular component: inositol phosphoceramide synthase complex. Lineage: Eukaryota; Fungi; Ascomycota; Saccharomycetes; Saccharomycodales; Saccharomycodaceae.